Messenger RNA from Fusarium coffeatum, 4803 nucleotides. RefSeq lists its product as uncharacterized. The record is from RefSeq and is a predicted model, not a curated record. Bases 1 to 4803 code for a protein of 1600 amino acids. The transcript has a single exon. Lineage: Eukaryota; Fungi; Ascomycota; Sordariomycetes; Hypocreales; Nectriaceae.
AUGUCAGGCCUUCCAGACAACUGGGAAGCCGACUACGACGGCCGUCGCUGGUUCUACAAGUACAAGCCCACGGGACACGUUCAGUACCACUUCCCCAAGGAAGGCGACGAGUUUCCGGACUUUAUCGAUAGCUUUUCGUCCGUGCCGGAUCUUGCGCCUGAGGAACGGCUCGAGUCGCAGCAGCAGGUGAGGAGGCACGGGAGUACUACUACUGUGCCCGCGAAGCUGAGUCCGAAGAAGGAUGAUGGCGGGUAUGGUAUGUCUGCUACGGCGCGGCCGGUGAGCAUGACCUGGGAUGGAUCGUACGAAGAGGAGCAUACAGUGUUUCAGCCUGAGAACUUUAUGUAUCUCGGGCCUGGGACGUAUACCGAUGUGAGUCCGCUGGCGGAAGAGGAAGAGGAAGCUGCGAAGAGAGCUGUCGCAGGAGGAAUCGAUGAGAGAUUCGACAAGAGCGGUUCAAAGGGAGUGAGCCCAUUGAACAGUGAGAAAACGACACCGGCGCAAAGUUCUUCGCAUACAGGUCCAAUCGCAGAACCAGUACUGGUACCGCCCACAGUCGUCGAGGAGAUCCACGAAAUGCCUAGCCACGAACCACCACGAGCGCCUGAUCCUGUGGGCAUCAUUGCUGAGAUGCCAACAUACGAUACAGCUCAAGCGCAUAUCGAAACGAACCCUCCACCGAUCGAGAUGGCAGAUAACACAGUUCUUGCACCGAUUGAGGCUGCGGCGCCAAUGAUCGCUGAACUACCAGAGAAGAGCAGUCCUGUGGAAAAGAAGAAGGAUGAGCCGCAACUUGCGCCUGGGUCGUUGAGGAAUUAUAGUCUGCCCAUGCAGCCUCUAAGGACUCCUCCAGAGCCAGUCGAGGAAACACCUGGGAUUCAAUCGUAUAAACCAGAGAAUCGUAUAGAGAUAACACCCCAUCCUGCACCUUUGCGGCGAUCGACAUUUCAACCUGGAUAUAUGGCAAAUGCGAGUCCGAUUCAACCACCUGAUCGAGGCCAUGCUGGUACGCCGAAUGUACUUUCGCCGCCCAAGGUACCACCCAAACGUCCUUUGGAUGAGCCAACUCAACCUCAAAUACCCCCAAAGCACGCUUUCGAUCAGUCUUCUCAAUCCAAUUUACCGCCGGGGGCCGCCAAUAAUGUGCCUUAUAUACCGGGACAGGAGCCUGAGUUAGCGCAUAUGCCAUCUGUGUUGAAACCAGCACGUGGAAAAGGUCCCGGGCAGCCCAACUCCCAACCUACGCCUGGUCCUACGAGAGGACCACAAGGCCAUGGUUAUGUACCACCUAUGCGAGGAAAACAUCCAGCAUCCAUGACCCCAGCGCCUGUUGUCCAGCAGCAACGUCCCGAAGAGCCGCGAAUGGGUGUUCAGAGAGUCAAUACUGUACCUGAUUCACUGCCAUCUCAAAGGCCACAAUCCGUGAUUCAGAAUGGACAACAAGGGCUGCCACACGGCACAGCGAAUCGACCGCUUAUGCAAAAUCGACCGGCUAGUGCGUUGCCUGAUAUGGCAAUGCAAUCACAAGCUCAGUAUCAGAGUCCGGUUGAGAGUGUUCCACCGAGAGGACUUCCUCGAUCGGCAACAGCAGGACCUACAACUCCAUUUCCUCCUUACCCGGUCGACAAUCUGCCUUAUCCUGACGACCAACCACCAUUUCGCAGAGGGGAUCUUCCAUAUCCUGAAGAGCCGUUUGUGCAGUUUCCACCAAACCAAGGUCCUGUCAGCCCAUCGCCUCCGAUUCAAAACAAUCGACGACACUCAUCGUACGGCUCUUCCAUGGUCUCGCCGGAUUCAAGGCACGGGAGCAUGUCGUUUCCUCUCCAGAGUCCCUCUCCCAUGGAACACAGUCGCCGUGCUUCAACCACUUCAAAUCAGAUUUCCAACUAUACACCUUCACCUGUAUCGCAGAAUUCAACGCCUCCUUCUGCUCUAGCAAAUCAGUAUCAACAAGGGUCUUACUUCCACAUGCCAGAUGGUGAGAGUCAGGGUUAUAAUAAUGCUGCUCGAGAUGCGCUGCGCAAACAGUCUUUGGGCCGUGGUGUAGACCCAAGACGUAACUCUGCUGGAGCAGACCCCUUCGGUGCUCAGCGCGGAUCACCUCUCUCACAGCAGAACACACAAGGAUAUAACGCAGUAUCUCAGGCGCUGCCGCAUUUGCAGUCUCCACCACAGAUAUCUCAGAUCAAUGCUGCACAACAGAAUCAGCGUCCAGAUGCUGCUCCUACACCUCCGCCGCAGGGACAGCAGAGCUUAGGACGAAUCGAAGAAUACGAAGAAGCUCCGAGCGGAACUAUCAGUCGGUCUUCAACAGCAAGUAUAACAUCUGAGAUGAGGAAGGGAUCGUUUUCUUCAUCGGCACAGCCGAGCCCGAUGGGGAGUAGAAGAGCUAGUUUGCAAUCAGAAAGUCCAAGGAAUAUUCCACCCGGCCAGCUACAAGGGCAGCAAGGACAUAUGCUCCAGGGGUACACGGGGCAGCCUAUGCCCCAAGCACAGACUCCCCAAGGUGCUCCCAUGCCGCCUCAAAAUCCGAAGCAGCUUCAGAGGAAGCCUUCACAGGGAAGUGUGCCUCCGCUCCAGGGCCGGCAAAUGCCUACCCAUGAUCCAAGGAUGGCUCAGGGAAUGCCUCAACAACAAGGUCCUGGGCCACAAGGACAACCUCUCCAGCAGAUGCCUCCACCACAAACUCAAGGCAGACCGCCUCAUCCUGGGCAGAUUAAUACUCAAGUUCAACAUGCUCCCCAAGGACCUACAUCUUCCGUGCUACCUCCCAAACCUGUUCCAACACGACUUCAAAAACGAUCUUCGUAUGGUCCACCAAGCCCAGCAGGACAGAUGGCUCCAAACGCAGCUCUCCAAGGGCCUUUGCCUCCUAGCUUGAAGGCACAGAACAUGUCGGGUCAGAUAACUCCUCCAGGACAACCGAAUGUUCUUCAAAAGACCCCUACUGGUCGUGUACAGCCUCAUGUUCAGAUCCCUCAAGAUCAGGGAAGCUGGCAGCCCAGCCCACAUCCUGUGAUGCCUCAAAGUCAACGACCGGUUUCAAUGCAGCCUGGAUCAUCACAAAGUGCUGGCGCUAAGGAAGGUAAAGAAGGAAAGAAGUGGUUGAAAUGGUUGAAAGGUGGUUCCAAGUCUGUCUCGCACAGCCCGACGACGCCAGUUAUCUCUUCGCCUAUCUCAUCACCAAUUGUUGGGCGUCCAGGCUGGGGUGGAGAGUAUCAACAGCAGGCUGUAUGGCAACCUGGACAACCUAUGGCUGCUGGGCCGCAACCAGGUCCGCAGGGCAACCUACCGCCGUCACAGUCGAUGUACAUGCAGCCUCAACAUAUGCAAAUGGCUCCUCAGCAGCAGAUGCAGCCUCAACCCGCUCGAAGGGCUUCCUAUUCUUUCCAAUUAGCUCCUGAACCGAAUCAAAUGGGCUUCGACCCUAAUCAGCCUGGUCAGAUGCAGAUGUACUCCGAGCAGGUGGCUUCUCAAGCAGUACAACAGCCGCCUCAGAGGAGAUACUCACCUCCCCAGCAGGGGCAAACUCCUACUCAACAGGGACAAACGCCUAUGCAGCAGGGACAAGCGCCCCCUCCGAAGAGAUACUCGCCUCCUCAGCAGAUGCAAACGCCCAUCCAACAAGGACAAGUACCUAUCCAACAGGGACAAACGCCCCCUCAUCAAGGUCAAAGGCGUCCACAGUCAGAACAGCUAUCCUUCCAAAAGAGGUUGUCACUUCAACAAACGCUAGUGUCAGGACGGGUUGAUAACAAUGCUCCAAUGGUCACUCAGGGCCCGGCUCCAGGUCCAGGAACAAUGCCUCGACAACAUGAGCUUCAAGGACAACCAACAGGAACACCUUCUAUGACAGGACCUCCGGUGAGGAUGUCUUCUAAUAACCUCGGGCCUGUUAUGAAUGCACCUGUGGGGGCUACCUCGAAUAACGUUCCUCGUCAGCAACCAACACCACCGCGUCAACCUUCUCCUGGUCAGAUUAGACCUUUACAACAAGUUCCUUCUCCUCAGCCUUCAAUAAAUGAGCCUUCACAGUCACCUCAACUCUUGGCAUCCAAUCAUCUCCAACAUGACACAGUUACCAAUGAUGUCCCGUCGCCACAUUCGCUCGCAGCGGUUACCCCAGGAACUCCUAUAAGCCGCAUGUCUUCUACGAGAAGCUAUUUCUCCGACGCCGGGUCCAUCACGACGAUCGAGGUGGCACAGGCCCAGACACAGCCUGUGUUGAAGCCUUCUAUUGUUCAAGUCAAACGAAGAUCCACGGAUAUGUUGACGCAGGCUCAUGAUGUGCCGUCGAGCUCUGAUGCUACUCCGAGAAUCUCUGAAGAGACAAAGCGUCUUGGGCCAGAGCUACCUUCGCCGCCUUCAACUCUCCAGCAUCAGCAAGCUGUUCCACGAUCUGAGCCGACGCCCCAAAUUGAUGUUCCUAAGGACACUGGUCCAGCAUCUUUGUCCUCAUUUGCUGCUGCACGACCUGAGCCGACACCUCAAGUUGAUAUCCCUAAAGACAACGUUCCGGCUCCUUUGUUCUCUAACUCCGAUGCCCCAAAGACUGUUCAACCCGAAGCUCUGGCUAAACUUGAGAACAAAGAGCCGCAAGCUCCAUCGCAGCCCGAACAACCCUCACCUGCUCCCAUCAACAAUUUUGUCCCAGACCAACAGAACAAUCUUGUCGAAGCCAAAGCGGUCGAAGUACAACCAGAACCUGCCAAGCCUGCCCCUGUGGUUGAAAAUAAAUGGGCAAAGAAGCCAGUGGACUAUUCUGGUGGAGAUUGGGGAGAUGAUGAUGAUUGGGACUACUAA